UGGUCCCAGCCUCUUCUGCGCCCGUGCAGCAAAAGAUACCAUGAACAUUUGUUCCGCCUUCGCAGCCUUGUCCGUGUGACGGUGGAUGUAAGGUGUCUACAAGGAAGGACAGUUGUGCCUCGUGCCACUACCAUGAACAACAAGGAUACGGAUGGAGAAGACCACCCAUUAAAAAACAAUGAAGGGAAGGCUCUAGAGAACAAUAAUGACCCCAGUGGAGAAAAUGAUGUGUGCAUUAAAAAGCAGAGCGGCCUUUCACGUUUGUCCAAGAUUCGCACUGCUGUGUUUUUUGGCGCACUGUUUCUUUGCCUUACCGUAGUGUUUGCCUUUUCAUUCAUAAUUCCUUGCCCCGUGAGACCUUUCUCUGCGAGAACUUGGAGCAUACACUAUAACAACUCAGUUGGCUAUCCGUUUCUGGCUACAGACGAUGUGAACAAAGAUAAUGUGCAAGAUGUUCUCUUCAUUUUUAAAACCGACGAUGCCAACAAAUUAAAUGUAUCCUGUAUGGAUGAAGGCUUCCAGAAACCAUGCUUCUUCUUAUCUGCCCUGUCUGGGACAAAUGGAAGUACCCUGUGGAUCAGACCUGUUUCUGAUGAUGAUGUGCAGUUAGUGGAGUGCAAUAUCCAGGACCUUGGUGGUGAGGACAGCGGUGGCUGUCUGGUUAUAAGGAAAUCCGGAUUCAUAUUAGCUAUUGAUUCGAAAACAGGACACACCUUGUGGGAAAAGCCAACGAAGUUUGCAGCUGAGUCCACAGUUCUAAAACCAGUGCUGAAAAUUCCAGAUGUGGAUAAAGAUGGUGUAGAAGAUCUUAUGUUUUUUCUUUUUGUGGAAGAUGAGCUGCAGAGUGCUAUAUUCUCAGGAAAAAAUGGAGAUCGUAUCGGAGAAAAGUGGAGGAUUGGAACUGAGAAACCAAGUGGUUAUUACACACAUGUGACAAAGUCAAAGGCACCGUAUGUCCUGUUCUUCCAAGGUAGGUCCAUUGCUGCUUAUUCCGUCAGCGACCUGUGUUCUCACACUGCGGACCCUGAAGCAAAACCGUUACCUAUCGUGCAGGACUCUGACUGGGAGGCACAAGGGAAUACUACUGCGGGGUUUAUUCCCAUCAUAGCUUCUUCCAGCUCCGGUAACAUUCUCUACAUAUUAAAUAUUCCUGGAAGAUAUUAUAACAACAUUUUAGUUGUGAGAUCUGAGGUUUCUGAAUUGCUAGAUGGUCAAAAAUUUCAAACAUUGUGGACAGUGAAUACGACCAACAUUUUAAGUAAGCCAGCACUGGGGUUUUUCAAGAGAGAUGUCUUCUCUAUAAUGAUGGAGCUUGAAACUGGAAUGAACAAAAAAAAGGUCAUUAUUGUAGACAGCAACAGUGGAGCUUUACAGUGGGAGUAUGAACUGAAUUUGGGUAUUGCCAGACAAAACCCUGCCGUGCUGAAUACAGGAGACCAUCGCUCAACGUUUCUGUUCUGGGCAGUGAACUCUCCAGAUUUCAACAACAGUGCAAUAGAAGAAAACCUCUUUAUGUUUCACCCAUCACAUCCGGAUGCCCUUCUCCAACUGAACAAUCAUACUGAAAAUAUAAUCCUCUUUACUGCCGCCCUGUUUGAGCGCAGCCGGCAUGCUUGUUACGUUUUGGUGACAGGUCCCAACACAACAGAGGACCCUGGCACUUUGACGGUGUCUAAGCGGAAGUUAAAAGAAGACCUAAGUAAUGGAAAAGUCAUAUGGUUCGGCACUGAAGAGACCAACACUGAGGGGAUUAGGGAUGAUUUUUUUAGAAUGAGAUAUUCUACUCACUAGCAUGAAAAAAACAAUGUAGAGGUCUCUUCAUUCCUCACAUCUUGAAGACAUGCAUUUCCUUUACAAUAUCAGAUGCAAGGAAAAUGGCCAGAAACAUUGUUGGAAGAGCUACUGGCUCUUUUUCUGAUGUCCUCCUUAAGUCCUGGCUAUGCAUUCUACUAUUCAUUUUUUCAGAUUUUGAUGAGGUUGGCAUCUAUAGCCAGAGACUCUACACGGUGUUUAAAGGGUCACUAACUUUUCAAAAAACAUCUGAUGUGUCAUAGAGUCUUAUCAAAAGUUUAGAUCUUUGGCGGUCUGAGCGCUGAGACCCCCACGAUCCCCACACUAAUAGCGCACUCACUUUCCUCCCUGCAAGAGGAGCUGCAUAGAAGUCUAUGGACCGAGUCUCGAAUCUGUCCUCGGCAACAAGCACAUGCUAUGUGUUCACUUCUCUCCCCUUGUUCUAGGGUUCGGUAGGGGUCUCAGCGCUCAGACCUCCACCAAUCUAAACUUUUGAAAACUUAGUGAUCUUUUACGAUUAUGAUCUCCGUUUGCUGUGGUGGUUGACAAGGUGAAUCUUAUAUCUGCUGUGCUUCAUAAUUCCAAACACCACUCUCCAGAACUAGGUACAAUCUAAUCCUAUCGUAUACUAAUUGUUUUCUUAAUGAUUGUUGACCCUACCAGGUAAAUUAUGUAACAGCAUUGUGGUUGUAUCCAGUGAUAGAGGAUCCUUGAAAAGGAUGCUGCGCCGAGCCAUCGAUGUAGCACUAUGCCUGCUUUCUGACAGCUGGAUAAACCAUGUUAGGACUGACUCUAAACAUAAACUGUACAUCAGACGUUAACUUAAUAUCAGUCUUAA
Bufo bufo (common toad) is the source of this 2629-nucleotide messenger RNA. It is a transcript of the gene FAM234A, whose product is annotated as family with sequence similarity 234 member A. Lineage: Eukaryota; Metazoa; Chordata; Amphibia; Anura; Bufonidae. Bases 133 to 1791 code for a protein of 552 amino acids. The transcript has 12 exons. The record is from RefSeq and is a predicted model, not a curated record.